This is a messenger RNA of Prunus armeniaca (apricot), 231 nucleotides long. The record is from the annotation of a GenBank genome assembly. NCBI's taxonomy places the organism in Eukaryota, Viridiplantae, Streptophyta, Magnoliopsida, Rosales, Rosaceae.
AUGUUUCAGCUCCUGCAGUCUGCCUAUUCUACAAUAAGCAUCCAAGACACAGCUCUCUUCCUUGGAAUGAGCGAGGAUGAUGCCACAACUUUUGUACAACAGCAAGGUUGGGCUGUGGACUCUGCUUCUCAAAUGCUUACUGUGAAGAAGCAGCCCAUUGUUACAGAGCAGAAACUGGAUGCCAGUAAAUUGCAGAACUUGACAGAAUAUGUAUUCCAUCUAGAGCAUUGA